Mizuhopecten yessoensis (Yesso scallop) is the source of this 5383-nucleotide messenger RNA. Its product is annotated as ankyrin repeat and SOCS box protein 3-like. Bases 165 to 1913 code for a protein of 582 amino acids. Lineage: Eukaryota; Metazoa; Mollusca; Bivalvia; Pectinida; Pectinidae. The record is from RefSeq and is a predicted model, not a curated record. Gene Ontology annotation, molecular function: protein binding. The transcript is spliced from 4 exons.
UGUCGAGGAAAUGGUUGCAGAAACUUCACCUGUUCACUACGAACACGCUGGCAGAAUACAACAUGACAGGUGAUUGCAUUUCUCACCUGUCAGAGGUAUUACAGCUACACCUGGAUGGUAUACGCAUCAGACUCGGAGGGACACACGUAACAUAGGUACUUGCCAUGGCAUGUGCAGAAGAUGGGGUAUCUUUGGAUACCAUUGUGGACAUCCUCAGGUGUAUUUGGCACUGUCCCGAAGAUCAUGCAAUCAAAAAACUCAGACAACACCCAAAAGUUCUAAAGGAACCCUUUGGAUUCGAGUAUCUAAAAGAUGACAAAGUGUGUGUUUGUCAUCACAUCUUGGAGAGACUACAGCACAAUGGUCACAUCUUCCACGUCAAUAAAUUGUGUGACUUAAUUCUGGCUGGAUCCUGUCCCCAUGUCAGUGAAAACUCUCCAGUGGAAUGUAUCAGCAGGGCGGGGACUUACUUCAUCACGGCUGCAGCGGCCCUGGGUAAAGAGGAUGUUGUCCGAUAUCUUAUGAUCAAGGGCAGCAGUCUUGAUGCUAAAACUCAGGUCCUAAAGCUGGCUCCCAUACAUCUUGCUCUGAUGAAGAAUGAUUUGAACAUGUUAUAUUUCCUGUUAGCCCGAGAGGUGGAGGUUAAUGUUUAUUGUGAGUUUUCUGAGGGUCGUUUUUCACCAUUGAUGUUGGCUGCUCGUGAUGGAACAGAAGAAACUGUUAAUCUUCUUCUUGAUGUCCCAGACAUCCGAUUGGAUUUUCUAAAUCAGAGUGAGACUGGAGCUUUAACUUGUGCAUUACAAAACAAAAAUUCAAACAUUCUGGACAUCCUGAUCAGAGCUGGAGUCCAGGCCUCUAAAACCACUUUAGAAAAAGCAGUUCAGAUGAACAAUGCAAGUACCCUGGAGAAGAUUUUGAAGACAAAACCUCUGACAUAUUUUGAGGACGUUUGGCGGGUUCAGGCUAUUCACCAGGCAGUCAAGCAGGGUAGCAGUAAGUUGCUGAAGGUCUUAUUUGACAAGGGUUUCUCGCUGAGUCUGUCCUCUGCUGUGGAUCGUGCUGCAGUAGUGGAUACAAUGACUCGACACUACAGCCCACUUCACGUCGCAACCCUAAACAAUGAUGCAGAAAUGGUGGGUGUACUGAUCGACGGAGGAGUCAGCAUAGAUUCACACAAAAUACAGGAUUACACAGCCUACGACCUAGCAAUAGCUAUGGGAUUUGACAAAGUGAAAUCUGUGAUAGAAGCCAAGGCAGGCCAGCCGUUACACUCGUGUGUAAGAUACCAAUACGGACCCUACAAUGCUCUAUUUUACCUCAAAGGAAUUGACCGCCCAGGGAUGAUUCGACAGCUUGCUGCCAAGGGCUACGACCUAGAUGAGACUUACCAGGGCCAUACCAAACCUAUAUAUUUUGCGAUUCGUAGUGGAGACCAUGUGUCACUGAAAACACUGAUACAACUCGGGGCCAACCCUGAUCCGCAACUGCGUAAAAUUUCGCCAGGAGUUUUGGACUCUCCGUUAGCAAGUGCAGUACGAUUAGGAAAUGUAGAAGCAGUGAAAAUCCUAUUAAGUGAAAAUGUAAGGAUAAGUGACCAAUCAUUGUUCUGCUGCAAGGAUGCCAGCAUAUUCAGACUUUUAGUUGACGCUGGUGCAGAUAUCAGGAAACAUACAAAACACUGGCAGAGACUUUAUGAGCUGGCACGUCUGUGGAAAGUCCCGUCCAUUCAGAGAUUUCUGGACCAGGACUUCGAUGAGCCACAAAGCUUGUCCCUUCUGUGUAGAGAUACAAUACGAUAUCAUUUCCAUGGGAAGGCACUCAACUCGUUCCUCGAUCACCAACAUCUCCCUGGCAGCAUCAGAAGGAUGCUUACCCUGGAGGACCUUCUCAGCACAUUUUCACCAUACUACUAAAUAGUGCUGUAUUAUCUAAGGGAAAUUCUGCCAGUUUUGUCAGUUACGAGUGACUGAAAAAAAUCAACACAAAGCUAUGGUGAUGUAGGAAUGAUUUAAGGCAUUUUGUUCAUUAGAUACAUGAGAUUCUGUUUUAAUAAUAAUCAGGUUGGUGCUGUUAUUUUUAUGUUGUUAUAAAAACUGCCUAAAAGUAACUGAUACUGAUUUUUUUAGAUCAAAAUAAUGCUGGGCAUUAAAACCAAGUAAACCAUGUUAUUGACUGCUCAAAAAGUCAUUGUAUUACAGAUUUGAUUUUGUUCCUGUACUACAAGUUUUAGUUGUCUGGAUAUGUAACAACCCUGGUAUUAGCCAGUACAAUUUGUAUGCUGACACGUCUGUCUUACCAGAACAUUAAUGAUUCAAUAUGGCCUGUAAGUAGCAGAUCUGGAUCAAGACGUAAACUGAACUAGGAUUAAUUUGAUUCUUACAAAUACAUGUGUAUUCAAUUGGGCACGUAAUUAAUAGCAUGUAUAUUAGCUGCUGAAUAUUUAUUUGUGGGUAACAUUUAUAGGUUAUAUACUCUCAAGUCAGGUUUAGUUGUACAAUCAAUAUUUUUUCAUUCACACAAGAAAACCAUAUGGGCUGUCUAAAGAUUUUCACAACAUGACAGGUUGUUAGUUUUUGUAGUUAAGCAGAUUUUUUGUCUUCUUGUUUUUGUUGAUAAAUUUGACCUAACAACUGUGAUAACAUGUAUUAUUAGAUUUGAGGAACGAAAAAGCAUAUUUAAGGAUGCAUGCUAUCAGACACAGAAGAUAGUUCUGUUAGAAUUAUCUCCCUUUAUUUGUGUAAGAUUAGCAUUAUAUGCAAUUAUUCAGCAUCACCUUGACCAUCAUAGUUGUAUAGUAAUACUACUGGCUGUAAAUUACAUCAAAGGAUUGUGCUUUUUAAUCAAAUGAUGAUUACAUAGUUAUGGCACUCUCAUUGUGUUUUAUUGUCUGUUUGUAAAACUGGUAGGCUUUUCAUAAAUAGGCCAAUUAUAUAAGUAGCAAUUUGUGUUUAAAAAAGAUUAUAGAAUUCUUCUAUCAGAAUUUAUGAUAUACUCAAAAAUCAAUUAACAUUAAUUUUUGAAAAAUAUUCCCCAGGAAACAUCUGUACACCUGGAAGUGUGUUAAAGAUCCAAAUUACCAUUUUGAUUCAUGAAAGACAUUUACAGAUUGCUCAGUAUGAAACUCUUUGUUAAAAGGAGGUACAAUUUACAGAAGGGAAGCAUAUUUCCUUAGGUUAGUAAACUUUGGCUCAACGUGGAAUAGUGAAGGGAAAUUUAGUCUUACCAUGACAACAAUAUUUAACCAAGUAAAACAGUAUUUAUCAUGUAUUUUAUUUAUUAAUUGUUGGUUGCCUUGCCUUGUUUUAAGUUGUUCUUUGGAGUAUGUGUACACUUUUUUUGUAGAGUACACGUUCACCAUAGCUAAGGCAUAAUGUUUUGUUUAUUUUGUUUAAAGAAACAUGACAUUUUGAUUUUUUAUUCCAUGACGACUGGUACGCAAUGAAUGUAUAGUUCUUGUUCAAGGCUCAAAGAGUUUAUAAUUGAUAUUUAGUAAUAUAUAAUCAUAUCAGCUCAAAUGUUUAAAUUUCAAUGUAAUAUUUUAAAGAGUUUUUUUAUACAAACAAGCUGAACUUUUAGCUACAUAUUCCUGGCUACAAAGAAAACACCGCUCCAGAAUAUACAUAUAGUUUGACAUUUAAUUUGUUUUACCCUCAAGUUCACAUAUAGGUCAACAUUUAAUAUGGUAUGUGUACACUCUAAGUGCCUUUAACAAUAUGCUCAUGGCUGAAAAGUUAAAACCAAUAAGAAACAUCAUGUAAGAAAAAUGAAUCAUCUUAAUGAUUUCAAGAUGAAUGUAUUGUUUUGAUAGCCUCAGGUGAAAAAACUUCCUUGAUUCCACAAUAGGCAUCCAAGUAUAUGGAAAAAUGUAAUGACAAUCAGGAAAGUGCUAACGUUGAAAAAGCCAUGAUAAAAAGCAAUCUAUUUUCAUUAGUGCUUUAACUUGUUAGUUCUAGUAUGAAUGGGUUGUUAUUAAUGUGUUAAAUUUAUUGAAUCUCUAUAAUGUAAUUUUUAUAACAAAAUGCAUCACUGAUGUGGCCUUCUUGAUGUCUGUUUUGCUUAACACCAUUCUCAGGUACACAAGUUAACAAUAGUGUAUUGUUUUAUACAUACCUUUAUAAUCAGGUGGUUUUUUUUGUGAUAAACAAAAAAUGGAAUGAUGUUUAACAUGAUAAUGGUGAUUGAUUUUCCCACUUUUCUGUAUCAAUGCACCUAUAUCAAAGUUUAAAAAAAACACCUUUAUGUGAAAUUGUGAAUUGUGAAUUGCUUUCACUUUGCUAGAAGGUAUGGAAUGCUACAAAUGCAUAAUACAUGUUACAUGUGUUGGUGCAAUCAAUUGUUUUGUUUUGUUGGUAAUUGACGAUUGUUUUUUAAGGAAUAAUGAUGUCUUGCCUUGCAUGAUUUAUCAAUUUAUAUUUUGAAACUGUCUCACAGAUAUUUUGCACAUGAUUUUUCGGUGUCAAAUAAAAAGUUGUUUUCAUUAUUAGCAAUUAAUUUUUGUGUCCAUUUGAUUUCUGAAUCUUCCAAAUAGAAUCUUUUAUAUAGAGGAUACAUUAACCAUUAUUAACUCUGACCAGGCAAUGAAACAGAUCUUCAGCCUGCAUUUUGAAAUAAAGAUUGGAGCCUGUUCCCUGAUAUGGAGUAACUUAGAGAAAAAUGAUAUCUCUUAAUAGACAGGUUGUUAUUUUAUAGAAAAAUCACUAUUUCAGAAAUUUAAUAUAGGCAGGAGAUCUUUGUAGAAAUAAAAAGAAAGGGGUUCCUUAUUUACAGGUAGGCAAUAUAAAAUAUUAGACAGAUGGUCCUUAUUGACAGGUGAUCUUCAUAGAAAUUAAAGGACAGAUGGUCCUUAUGGACAGGUGAUAGAUGGUCAUAAUUGACAGGUGACAGACAGUCCAUAUUGACAAUCAAUCAAUCGAGAGAUAGGCUGUACAUACUUCGUAUACUUCUCUCCGAGCUCGAAAUAGCCUUGAAAAAACAGAAUUCUAAUACAAUAAGAACGAAUUUAAACAGAAGCAUAAUACAUGUACUCUAUUUUAUUACAUUUCACAUUUGAUUCAAAUUAUAUUUCCCAUCCAAGUCUAAUAAAAUAUGUCGAUGACAUACUGUAUUGGUACAUACUAAAUGUCCAACCCAAGUACAAUAAAAAGUGUUAUAUGGUGACAUGCUGCAUAGUGUGUUUUUUCACUUGUAGUAUAUUUCAUGAUUUUGACAAUUAUAUGAGUCUGACAGCAAACUCAACAUGAUGAACAUUUUUAGUCGAGUGACACUACCUUAUAAUCUCAAAAGUGCCCAUUCAAUACUUGUGAAAGGAAGUCUUUUCCACAUAGAGUAAAAUGUCUCCAAAUGUUAUUUAACCCUUUCACCCCUAAGUAACUUAAGGAGACUA